Alosa alosa (allis shad) is the source of this 1411-nucleotide messenger RNA. It is a transcript of the gene sptssa, whose product is annotated as serine palmitoyltransferase, small subunit A. Gene Ontology annotation, cellular component: serine palmitoyltransferase complex. Gene Ontology annotation, molecular function: serine C-palmitoyltransferase activity. Gene Ontology annotation, biological process: ceramide biosynthetic process. The transcript is spliced from 2 exons. Lineage: Eukaryota; Metazoa; Chordata; Actinopteri; Clupeiformes; Clupeidae. Bases 350 to 553 code for a protein of 67 amino acids. The record is from RefSeq and is a predicted model, not a curated record.
GCCAGGUGGAUCAGCUAAUGGUGAAAUCACCUGUGUUAAGUGCACAGGUAGAACCAAUGCAUGGUUGGACUUACUUUCUGAAGCUGGACUCUUCCACCUCUGAUUAUAAUAUUGUGAUGGGACCCUAUUAUUUUAAGCAUUUUCUACAUUCUACCUUUACAUUAUCUACCUUUGAGCCACCUGAACUGCGAGGACAUGCCCCGUGUCCUGCCACACCCCUGAGGCGAGCCGGCAUUGGCUGGCGCUAGGCGUAUCGUCAUUGUUACCAGGAACUAGUCCGGAAGAAGCUGCUGAGGAGGAGCCGAGCACAGCACAAGACGAAAGGCUAGCUUCUACCUCGGACAAAAUCAUGGCGCUUGGGGAUGCCUGGAAACAGAUUUCUUGGUUUUAUUACCAGUAUUUACUCGUCACAGCGUUGUAUAUGCUGGAGCCCUGGGAGAGGACAAUCUUCAAUUCGCUCUUGAUCUCUGUAGCAGGAAUGGCAGUAUACACAGGGUAUGUGUUCAUGCCCCAACACAUCAUGGCCAUUCUGCACUACUUUGAAGUGAUUUAGUGAUGUCUGUUCUGUGCCUUUGUGGAUGUGCUUGCUGUCAUUGUCUUGCGGCUACAAAAGAGGAGUGGUUCUGAGGACUAUGUCAUAAACACUGGACCUGUGAUGAUUGGGAGCAUGGUCAUUUUGGGUGGCCGGGAGGAAGAAGGUGGAACAAGCACAGCCUUGUGGCCGACCAUCCAGUCCUGCUUAAAUUGUGGUCUUGCUGCAAUUCACCUUCCCUGUACCUGUGACUUUAACUGCACAAAUGUCUUUAAAUCUUUUUUUUUUUUCAUGGAGUAUAAUAUGUUUAUUUUGGCAGCGAUAUGUUAAGAUGGCAGAUAUUUUUUCCUGAUAUAUAUGUGUAUAUACAAUUGUAUACAUAUUGUAAAGUUUUAUAGUGACUUUGGAAAGAAAAUGUUUUCUUUUUUCAUCCUUGAUGCUAUGUCAAAUAACCAUGUUUUAAUGUCACUAUUGAUUUUAUUUGUUUUGUUUGUUUAAUGCCCACUCUCUGUACACCCAAAUAUAUAUAAUGUAAACAAAAUAUGUGUCUAUUUCAAACUGGACUGUUAAAACUCUCAGGUAUAUUGUGUAAAAUGUUGACCUAUUGUUCAUUUAAAAUACCUAGUUAUGAGGGGCAUUGUCCAUCACCGUUCAGUUUGAUGCCAUGACCAGAAGUUGAAUAUGGAGACGCUACCAGGUAUCUUUCUUUCCUUAGAAAUAUUUAUUGUUGGUCACAAAUACUUGGUUGCACUACAGCAAAGACCCCUUCUGACAAUGCAUUCCAGAGAAGAACUUUUUUUUUUUUGUUUAACAGUGGUCUUUUUUUUUUUUUUUUUAUUAUUAUUUUUUUACAAUAAACACUGUAUACAGUCGUACAUA